Messenger RNA from Choloepus didactylus (southern two-toed sloth), 3949 nucleotides. It is a transcript of the gene IQCH, whose product is annotated as IQ motif containing H. NCBI's taxonomy places the organism in Eukaryota, Metazoa, Chordata, Mammalia, Pilosa, Megalonychidae. Bases 81 to 3020 code for a protein of 979 amino acids. The transcript is spliced from 21 exons. The record is from RefSeq and is a predicted model, not a curated record. Gene Ontology annotation, molecular function: protein binding.
GGACGAACACCCCUAGUAGGAGAGUUCAGCGCUUGAAGACGGCGCCUCCGGGAGGAAGGUAACCGUCUCCGGCUUUAGCCAUGGCAGAGGAGACUGCAUACUACGAUCCCAUCGGAUCCAUCUUAAUCCAGGUCCAUGAAGACCUUUAUCAGUUGAAGGAGAAAUUAACAAAAUUCCCACUUGCAGAAAAAGGAGACACACUAGAUAUUCAGGAUCUUGAAACAGCAAUCAAAAGGACUGAAAUGGGGUUAAGAAUUCAUAUCGAAAAGUAUUUAAGUGUUGUAAACCAUCAUGUGUUAACGACUCCUGUUUAUGACAAGAACUUAUUUUCUCCUCGGGCUUCAAAAUGGUUGCUUCCAACUGUAAUUGAUCAGAAAUCAUUUAUUUUCCCUCUGGAAUCUGGAGAUAAACUUUGGCAACCCCAAAGGCAGAGCAGUUCAUUUCCACAUUCUAUUCCAAGAAUAAAGCAAAAGAUAGGAUUGAAUGUAAAAAUCAUGCAGGAUCCUGAAAACACCCACCACAGAGCUGCUGUAAAUGCGAACUAUGGAAUCAGUUUGCCAUAUAUUAAUCAGAGAAAAACAUGUGUGAAGGUUCAGAAGGUAAUAAAAGGGUCCACAAUUUCCAACCUUACUGUUCUGCCACCUUCUCACCGCACGGAUCCCUAUUUCACCCCUGUACCAGUCUUACAAUCAGAUGCCAGUAAAGGGAUUUUAAGUAUGAUGGAACGAGGGUUGAUUCCACCAACAGCUAGGAUUACCUUUAAGAAUCCACCCAUUAUACCCAGAGCAGCUCCUCUGCAUAGUUUUGAUGAAGCACAUAAAAUUCCAGCCACAGCACCUUUUGUUACAUCUCAGAAACCACCAUCGAUUGCAGCAAAAGUAAAGAAGGACCCUGUCAAGAAACAAAGACCAAAGGGGAAAGGCAAAAGGUCAAGAGGACAUCCUGAUAGGAAGGCUGUGAAAGUUGCACCACCUUCUAGAGUUCUGAAAGCACCAUGGAAUUAUGACUUUUUUAUUUAUAAUGGUAUCAUAGACAAGACAGCCCCAGACUUCUUGGCAUUCAAGGAACAUUUUACCUUAGCUUGGGGAAGUAUUUUUUCCCUCUUGGAACACGUCGAGAAGUUUCUCAAGGACUAUGCAAUACCAGAAGUCAAAAUAAAAGGAAAUAAUUUGGUGGCCCUUCUUCCAGACUUUGAGUUGAAGAAUAAACUUACCAGAUAUGACUUUCUCUCAGUGUUAGAGAACCCAGUUCCCAUCCAAAUGAUGUUAAAUCUUCCAGGUCAGAGGUACAAGGGCCAAGAUGGAAGAUUAGGGGCCGUCAUCAAGAUCCAAGCCACAUGGAAAUGCUACAGGGCAAGAAAAUUCUUCCUCAGUUAUCUCCAGCAGAAAUGGGCUUCGGGUGUGAUCGCCAUUGCUUGGCUUUUACAUUGCCAUAAGACUCGAGUGAAGAAAAUCCUGAAGGAAUCACGUCAAAGACACCUGGAGAACUACCGCAUUCGAGCCAAGGUGCACAAGCAUCUGGCAGCCAACUGGAAUCGCAUCAGGACCUCCAGGAGGACUAUUAUCCAUAUCCCAUCAUUAGGAUAUUCCCAGCCUGUGCGAAAACAUAUUGCUGAUUUGAACACACAGCAGAACAUGCAGCUGGGGAGGCUGUGUGACAUCUUAGAUGCCAAUGUGAAUGUCAUCUACAUCUGCUCCCAUCAGAUGAAUGAUGAGUUACUGCUAUAUUACCAUAAAAUCCUGAGUCUACAGGCAGCUGUCAAAUCAGGGAACCUUGAGGACAUAAGUGACCUGCAGGACAGGUUCAAAAUUAUCACCCCCGAAGCUAUAAACAUCUUCACUAUGAUAGAACAGCUGAGUCAGCUAGUCACUGAUAACCUGGAAAUCCAGCGCUGGCUCUUUAAAAUAGACAAUGAGUUUGGAGGAAACGGGACAGCAUUUUGUGACAUUCCCUCCUACCUUGUGUACUUCAACUGGAUAUUAAAGGAGAGAAGCAGAUAUGGCCAAGAAGAAUGGAGCAAGAAAUGGGCACAAGAGCCAGCUUUGGUGAAGAUCUCCCAGGAGCUAGCGGGCAUUUUAGCACAGCACGCACAGCCAGUCAAUGAGAAACGGUUCCCAACGUGGGGGAAAUUCCUCCAAACAUUUCUCAGUCAAGGGGGCGUGAUCGAAGCAUUCCCACCUGCAGAAAGUAUCACCAACCUGACGGUGGACAUGCUCAUAGAGCCCAACGGAGAAAUCAGGGUGCUGUCAACCGGAGACCAGUUUCAUGCGGACGGCCCCUUGAUCUCCUCUGGUACCACCAUGCCUCAGACCUCUGUGGAUCCCCAAGUGCUCAAGUCCUUGUGCCUCCAAAUUGGAAAUGCCUGUAAAAUGAGAGAUGUGAUUGGUUACAUCUCUAUAGACCUAGUGACUUUUAUUGACCCAACCACCAUGGAACAGCUGGUGUGGGCAACAGAUCUCAACCUCUGCUAUAGUGACCAGCUGGCCCUGACUCAGCUCACCUUAUACCUGACGAACGGCCAUCUGGACUGCAGUAUGGGCACCUUUGAAGUGCCCCGCUUUGUUCCAAAGAAAGACCAGAGAAUGAGCCGUCUUGAAACCCUGUCAUUGCCGUCACCGAAAACCAGUCGCUAUGCAGUGAUGACCACCCAGCUGAGGCACAGCAACCUUUCACUGAUUUUCCACUAUGUUUUACUCCAGAUGUGUAAGGCCCAUGGCAUUGGCUAUGAUAUUCAGGACAGACAAGGAACAGUUUUUCUAUUAUAUGAACACUUGAAAAGAGACAAGUUGGGAAUGCUAACAAUCGGCGAGGAUCUCCAGGGGGUCCUCAUGACCUUUGCUCGCAAUCUCUUCAUCAUCCAUCAAGAAAUAUCAGCACCUAAUAUGCAAGGCGAGACCAAUUUUAAGACCACCAUUGUUGAUGUUGAAACUAUUCUGGGAGUAACAGAGGAAAACAAAAUGAAAUUUGAAGAAGAGUUACAGUCCAAAGAUGAUAAAAACCUCUCUAAGCCUUAUAAAUGAUCCGAGAAUACAUUAUUGAAAAAUUUUGGAUUCCAGUCUGGGGCCAAAAAUAAAAGGCAGCAAUCCUUUUGUUGUUUGUUAGAAAUAAAAGGGGGGAACAUUAGGAUUUUUUGUUUGUUUGUUAGGAGGUAAAUCAGAACUUGGUGAGAUUUUAAUGUAAUGCUCUUGUUUUUUUAAUUGUUUAAGUGAUCUUAUUUCACUUAUUAAUCCAAAACCUAUUUGUGUAUUCACCAGAGUGUUGAAUAAUCCCUUCCUCUCCUACCACCCAAGGGAAAAGAAAAAUCUGUUAAGAAAGUUACAAGUCUUACUGAUAUCACUUCUGCAUCUACAUCUACCUCUUUAUAAGCUUCAUGAUUAUGGAGCUUUUUUUAUAUAUAAAGUUUUCUCCUCCUGUUUCUGAUAGUAAUUUGUCUUAUGCAUUUAAAACACUGAAUAAAGGCUUAACCACUGCUAUUUAGCAAAACACGAAUGUCUUUUUUUCCAAGAAAAUUACUUUUACGUGAAUUUUUAAAGUGACCCUUUAUAAUGUAUUAUAGUUUUAUUGUAUCAAGUCAUUAUUUGUUGUUGCUGCCAUUUUUCAAAAACUAGGGUAAACCAACAUCUAGUUAACAAAACAUCAGAAUUUAUCUAGGUGGCAGCAUCUGCUCUUAGUUUAAGAUACUGUGCACUAUGAGCCCUCUAGCUUCAAUAGACAUUUGAAUUCUCUGAUUCUCUGUAUCAGAUAGCAGUAAGAUUUUCACAAGCUUAAUUCAACAAUACCUUUUAAAGGGCGAAUUGUUAAAAUUAUGCAGUGCUGACAAUAACUCUGAAGUGUUUGCUUUAGUAAUUGUCUGAAAAUAUUUCUACCUCAGCCAGCUUUACCAAAGGGUGAAAUACGCAAGUUGCAACUCCAAACUCAUGUAGUUGUUACAAAGAAUGACCUUUAUAUC